Phlebotomus papatasi is the source of this 1357-nucleotide messenger RNA. RefSeq lists its product as uncharacterized. The coding region runs from base 332 to 1144 and encodes 270 amino acids. The record is from RefSeq and is a predicted model, not a curated record. Gene Ontology annotation, cellular component: nucleus. Gene Ontology annotation, biological process: regulation of transcription by RNA polymerase II. NCBI's taxonomy places the organism in Eukaryota, Metazoa, Arthropoda, Insecta, Diptera, Psychodidae. Gene Ontology annotation, molecular function: RNA polymerase II cis-regulatory region sequence-specific DNA binding; DNA-binding transcription factor activity, RNA polymerase II-specific. The transcript has 4 exons.
AUUCUCGCGUGGAGUUCCAAGCACUUCCCAUCGCUUUUAACUGUGCACCAAAUUGUGCCGCGUUACGCGAUUUUCCGCCCCGAACUGUAACAAACUUUUCUCUAUCCUUCAGGUGUUAAAAAUUCCAUUCAGUAUCAGUUAUACUGGAAGAGAAGCCAUCGAGUUCUACCUGUGGUGAGAGUUUUCGCGCCCUUCAGAGGCCAAGAAGAGUGAAAGUGCUAGAGUGAAAAAUCACAGUGCUUUAGGUGAUAAAACUCAAAGGAUUAGUGCAGUGGUAUUUGGUGGGAAAUUUCCAAGUGUAUCCUGAGCAUCAGAUAAACCCAGACAAAUUAUGUCACAUGUGCGGCGUCGUUUGGGUUCUGUGGGCGACAGUGCUCCACCUAGUGACUCCUCCGAGGGCUCAGAGAUUUGCGAAGCUGCUCAGGAUUGGAGCAUAGAUCCUGAAUCUGGAGAUCAUCAAGCAAAUCUGGCUCUGAGGCGCGUCAAUGGACUCUUUAUUCACGCUGACUCCAAUCCCGAUGACUCCAUUGGUUCAGACAACAGUGGCAUCUUGGGAGACAGUGAGAAGGCACAGGUUGAGAGCUUCUUCAGUGGACUAGGAACUGAGAUUUUCGUGAGUUCGUCCCUGGCGAAUUUGUACGAGAAUGUUGGCAAGGAUGAGUGGAGGCUGAUCUACACGGGAAUUCCGGUGUUGCUACAUGAUAAAGGAUCCGCCAAAUCCAGGAAUACCCCCCGCGUCACAUUCACCCUCACAGAGCGUGGCUCCUGCUUUGCACUUUGGAGCGAUAGAAUCGACAAUCUGUCCAGCUAUAAAGUGGCCGGUCCGGCCUUUCACACCAUGUGUCUCUCAACUGACCAUCGAAAAAUUAUCGGAUUCAGCUUUGACUCUAGUCAGGCAGCCCGAGAAUUGUGGCUGUGCAUUGAGAAGCUGAUUAGUGAUCCGGAAAAUAUUGCCCUCAGUACGCCAGGCCGAAAGCGAAAGCCACCGAAGAAGGUUAAGGCAAUUCAACUGCCACCAAAAUCGCAAAUUUCCAAUCCGUGUCAAUUUCACCAUAUCACCAGUGUCACACCCGAGGAUGCACCCCGCUACUUCAGUCUGCAGGCCUUCGUGGCCAAACCCCAAAAGACUCAAAGGGAUCACUAAGUUCCGGACCCCAGAUGCUGCGUCUGCUGUUGACUUUUCUACCGCGCUAAAUGUUUAUCAUAUUAGUUUUUUAAGUGUAUAUAUUUUAUUAAAUAAUUUUUAAGGUCAGUUAAUGUAAAGAUAGAUUAAGUUACGCUGGUCAUAAGCUUUGGAUUUAAAUCUCAAUUUUUCUGAAUUUAAAAAUAAAAAAACAACAUGAUUUAAUACAAAAAA